GGGAUUCCUUACCGUCCGUCUUUCCCUCCUUCCUUGUUUCCCUUCCAUAACCCCAUCGCUAAUCCUAAGCGGCCUGGCUCGCUACCUCUCCUUCCGUCCCCAACCCCCCGCUCAGGCUGCCCCCGCCUCUUCAAUCUGAUCCAGAUGAAGGACCCCAAGCUGCGGGUCGCCUUCUACUACGCGUGCCGCGACACGCUGGUGGCAGCGGACCUCAACCAGGCCAGCCGCAUCGGCUACAUGGGUGACAGGCGCUUUGGCCGCGUGAUCACACUGCAGCGACGUUGCCUUCUUGUCCUGGAGGAGCUAGAGUCAGAGAUGGCUGCUUGCGGCGAGAACAUCAGGGUGACCAAGAAGGAGACUACCGCUGCCAUCGUAACUGGAUACGCAUAGCUGGGACUUACAGUAGUCAUAGAGGGAGGGAGAGAACGUGAAAUGCCGUGGGUCGAGCACAUCAACACCCUUCUGAUAUUGCUAGCAACGAGCCCUCCCUCCUUGUCGUUUUCGAUGAGCGGGUCGACUAGGUAAAACCCAUCUCCUUCCCGAUUGCCUCCUCUUGCUGCCGUCAUUCUACAGGUGCUGCUCGGCAAGCAAGCGUUGGAGGAGAUGGGCAAGAAGGCGGGCGCUGAGGCUGAGGCCGUACGUCGCACGCAUGGUAAGCUGCGCCAGACGUUCGCGGUCAUCCAGGCUGCGGAGGCCAGGAUCGAGG
This is a messenger RNA of Astrephomene gubernaculifera, 706 nucleotides long. Lineage: Eukaryota; Viridiplantae; Chlorophyta; Chlorophyceae; Chlamydomonadales; Astrephomenaceae. The record is from the annotation of a GenBank genome assembly.